This is a messenger RNA of Solanum pennellii, 2040 nucleotides long. RefSeq names its product bZIP transcription factor 16-like. The transcript is spliced from 13 exons. Gene Ontology annotation, molecular function: sequence-specific DNA binding; DNA-binding transcription factor activity. Gene Ontology annotation, biological process: regulation of DNA-templated transcription. The coding region runs from base 444 to 1649 and encodes 401 amino acids. Lineage: Eukaryota; Viridiplantae; Streptophyta; Magnoliopsida; Solanales; Solanaceae. The record is from RefSeq and is a predicted model, not a curated record. Gene Ontology annotation, cellular component: nucleus.
CUAAUUGUGUUGUUAAAAAAAUUAGUCCACCUAUUCUUUUUAUAAGACAAAUCUGAACCGUUGAAAUUAGUCUACGAAAACAAUCAGCAAAAACACAAAGCAAAUCGAAAAUAUUCACAAUUUCUUCUUCUCUUUCUGUUCUUGCAAAUCAUCGGAAGAGCAACAUCGACAAUUUCACAAACAAAUCCCUGUUUUAAUUUUUUUUUCAAUUUUUGGAGAUAUUUCUUGUCGUUUUUAUACCUAAUUUAUCGUGAAAAAUUCAAUCUUUGAUUGUUUUUUGCUAAUUUUGAGGUAUACCAGAUAGCUGGGUACUAAAUUUUAAGCUGUGGUUGACUGUAAUUGUAGUUUUAUAGCAGUUGAGCCGACCCAGUUCUUCAGAUUCACCAGUCUGUAUAAUUUUUCAUGAAUGGUUUGAGGAACUUUUGAAGUAGUACAGUUGAGCCAUGGGUAGCAGUGAGAUGGAUAAAUCCUCAAAAGAGGCGAAGGAAGCAAAAGAGUCAAAGCCCCCCAAUUCACAGGAGCAAACUUCUACUACUACAGCUGGACCAGUUAAUCAAGAUUGGUCUGGCUUUCAGGCAUAUUCUCCUAUGCCUCCUCACGGGUUUAUGGCGUCAAGUCCUCAAGCACACCCUUAUAUGUGGGGAGUUCAGCAAUUUAUGCCACCCUAUGGUACUCCACCACAUCCAUAUGUUGCAAUGUAUCCCCAUGGUGGUAUAUAUGCUCAUCCAUCUAUUGCUCCGGGAUCUUACCCCUUCAGUCCUUUUGCAAUGCCUUCUCCAAAUGGCGUAGCUGAAGCUUCAGUUAACAACUCUGGUAAUGUUGAAGUGGAUGGUAAGUCAUCUGAGGGAAAGGAAAAAUUGCCGAUUAAGAGAUCUAGGGGAAGCUUGGGUAGUUUGAAUAUGAUCACUGGGAAGAAUAACGGAGCUGGUAAGACAUCUGGAGCAUCUGCAAAUGGAGUCUAUUCUAAAAGUGCCGAGAGUGGGAGUGAAGGGUCAAGUGAAGGAAGUGACGCUCAUUCUCAAAAUGAGUCACCAAUGAAUUCAGGAGGCAGGCAGGAUUCAGCUGACACAUCUCAAAAUGGCAAUGCUGCACAUGGUUCCCAGAAUGGAGGGACUGGUACUCCUCAUUCGAUGAUUAACCAAACUAUGGCUAUCGUGUCAGCUGCUGGUGCUGGAGGUAUUCCUGGUCCAACUACCAACUUGAAUAUUGGUAUGGAUUACUGGGGUGCUGCCACUUCAUCGUCUAUUCCUGCAAUGCAUGGAAAGGUACCUGUUUCAGUUGCUGGAGGGUUGGUUACUGCUGGAUCACGAGAUAGCGUCCAAUCACAGAUGUGGAUUCAGGAUGAAAGGGAGCUUAAGAGGCAGAAAAGAAAGCAGUCUAACAGGGAAUCUGCUCGUCGAUCUAGGUUAAGAAAGCAGGCAGAGUGUGAUGAACUUGCACAGCGUGCUGAAGUUUUGAAGGAAGAAAAUGCCUCUCUUAGAGCUGAAGUGAAUCGCAUCAGGAGUGAGUACGAGCAUCUUCUUGCUCAGAAUGCAUCUCUUAAGGAGAGACUUGGGGAAGUUCCUGGGAAAGAUGAUCCAAGAACUGGUCGAGACGACCAUCUUCCAGGCAAAAAUGCCCAACAUUCUUCACAAACCGAGUCCCAGUAGGGUCGUCAAUGAAGUACCAGCUGCAUUAAUGUGGAUUGAUGAUUAGGAGUUUAACCUAACAAACUUUGUAUAAGAAAAGGUUUAAUUUGCAUAUUAAGGUAGUUUAUAAUUCGCGAAAAGCUCACCUUUUUUUAGUAUCAGGAUCUGUAAUAUGCCUAACGUAGUCCAUCGUUUCUCUGUCGGGCCAAUCUUUUAUGGUCGAGAAACCUGGAUGAUAUGUAGAGAAUGUGAUCGUCGCAUUAUUUUGUAUCCAGCAGGGAGGUGUUCUAAAAAAAUUUCUCAGAUCUGUAUUUUUACUAAUAUUGAGUAAGGUGACAGGAGUGAAGAAAGUUUAUUUUGCUACAUUUCAUAGAUGUUUAUAUGAUUAUUGUGGAUUUUGGUUGAGUUUGAA